AUGCAGGCCUUUUUGGAGGAAAACGAAUUGCAAGCUCCCAUUAGCAUUAUUAACGAGAUUGCUGAACAUCUCAAACAACUGAAAAAUUCAUUUAAUAAAUAUUUUCCUACAGAUCGAGAGGUGUUUUUAAAAGACCGUGAAUGGGUAGUUAAUCCAUUUUCAGUCUGUGGAAAACCCUCAAGCUUGUCUUCAAUCGAAUAUGAGAGUUUGAUCGAUAUUACUUCAGAUUCAACAUUUCAAUCCACCUUCAGUAGCAAUUCUUAUGUUGAAUUUUGGCUAAAUUUGAAAAAUACAAGUUUUGAUAAUUUGAGUCAAAAAGCAAUAACAAUACUCUUACCUUUUGCUACCACAUAUUUAUGCGAGACAGGAUUUUCAGCCUAUGCGGCUACUAAAACCAAAUACCGGAACCGUCUUAAUGUAGAACCUGACCUUCGUAUCCAACUGUCAAAAAUUGAACCAGAUAUUGCCAAACUUUCAAAAAAUAAGCAGACACAAAACUCUCAUUAAUUUUUAACUUUUAAAGCAGUAUUUUUUUUCUUUAUUUUCAACCAUAAUAUUGUAAUUUGUUUUUAAUAUGUACAAUAAAAUUAUUUAAAUCGGUCAACAAUGAAAACAAGUGUUCAUUUUUAUCAUGUUUUUCAUAAUAUUCACAGAGGGGCACCUAACUAAAUUUGGAACAACAAAAGGGCACCGCCGACUAAAAAGGUUGGGAACCGCUGGUUUAAACAAGCGCAUCACAGUCUCCAUGCGCAAAGAACUAACAGGUUCCUAUAACCGUAUUUGUUCCAUUGUAAGGGACAUUACCUACCAGCAUGCAAAUCUGGAAGGUGCGUACAAGGAAAUAUUGAAAAGCAAAA
This is a messenger RNA of Metopolophium dirhodum (rose-grain aphid), 857 nucleotides long. Its product is annotated as zinc finger BED domain-containing protein 5-like. Bases 1 to 507 code for a protein of 168 amino acids. The record is from RefSeq and is a predicted model, not a curated record. Lineage: Eukaryota; Metazoa; Arthropoda; Insecta; Hemiptera; Aphididae. The transcript has a single exon.